CCCACGCACGCCCGCCCCAUACCCAUCCGUUCUCCACAUCCUCCAGCCCCGCCUCGUUCAAUUAUUGCCUUCUUCUCCCCUCUCCUCUCCUCAUCCCGUUCCAUCUCAUCUCCUCGUCGGCCGGCUCCCGGUAAUGGCGAUGGCGUCGUCGCGGGCGCUGCUGAUGAUAGCGGUGGCCGUCGCGGCGGUAUGGUGCGGCGAGGCGGGGGCGGCGCCGACGGCGGCGGCGGAGGCGGCGCACGACGUGCUGACCGCGCACGGGCUGCCGAGGGGCCUGCUCCCCGCCGGGAUCGCCGCGUUCUCGCACGACCCGGCCACCGGCCGGUUCGAGGCGUCCCUGGAGGCGCCCUGCACGGCCAAGGCCGAGGUCGACCUGCGGUACAACGCCACCGUCACCGGCGAGAUCAGCUACGGCCGGAUCAGCGACCUCUCCGGCGUCUCCGCGCAGGACCUCUUCCUGUGGUUCGCCGUCCUCAGCAUCCGCGUCGACGUGCCCUCGUCCGGCGUCAUCUACUUCGACGUCGGCGUCGUCUUCAAGCACUUCCCGCUCUCCUUCUUCGAGGCCCCGCCGCCCUGCGUCCCCACCUCCUUCAUCCUGCUCGCGCCGCAGUACAAACAGGGAGGUGACGACGGAUCGGUGGACGGCGGCACGGCGCUGCAAUAA
Lolium rigidum is the source of this 664-nucleotide messenger RNA. RefSeq lists its product as uncharacterized. The record is from RefSeq and is a predicted model, not a curated record. Bases 134 to 664 code for a protein of 176 amino acids. Lineage: Eukaryota; Viridiplantae; Streptophyta; Magnoliopsida; Poales; Poaceae. The transcript is spliced from 2 exons.